Molecule: messenger RNA, 1116 nt
Organism: Plasmodium inui San Antonio 1
Lineage: Eukaryota; Apicomplexa; Aconoidasida; Haemosporida; Plasmodiidae
Exons: 3
Coding region: 1-1116 (371 amino acids)
Source: RefSeq, a predicted model, not a curated record
AUGUCGCGCAAAAAACCGCAACUCUUCCUCAUCUGUGACAGCGAGGGCUUCACGUGGAUCCCUCUUCUAACCGUGGAGUGGAAAAUAAAGUACCUCUUCUGCAGCGACGCCAAAAUGAAGAGGUGCUUUGUGGACACCUUCGGCCUGUACGAUACGGAGACGAACACACACGACAAUGUUUUGAAGUUCAUUGAGAAGCAAAAUCUCGAAAACGUCCAUCUGCUCUUUAUAGCCAUGUCGACGUCGAAGCUCCAUGAGCUUAUCUUGGAAUACAUAAUAAAUCAGAAGAAAUUUUACUACAUCUUCAGUUCGAAUUUACCAACAAUGCACAUGGAGAAGUUAAGCAAAUUGAAGGCGUCACUAAAGAACUUCAAUAUAGACAGUGACAUCAUUUACGACGUGAAGGCAGAGUUCAAAAAAACGAACAAGCAGUUCUACUGGAAUAUCUUUAACGCCUUAACGAAUCAGCGUGUUUUUUAUAAUCUAAAAACUACACUCCACGAGUUAGGGGGACACAUAUAUGGCGUUCAGAUCGAAUGUACCUUCAUGCCAUUUUUAACAGACAAUGAGGGCAUAGAGAAUGUCCUCUUCUACAAAACGGUGCUAAUUAUAUCCUUAAUUGAGUUCUUAUUUUGCAAGCCGAAGAGCGUAUCUGCCAAAUGCUACUCUGUGAAGGGCGAGAAUAUCACGGUGAAGUCUAUUGCAGGAAGUGCUCUCUUCGAUUCGCUCAAUUGCCACUUUAACAUUUCGGACAACUCAAGCAACAGGAUCUUUGACGUCAAGGUGUUCGGUGACAACGGCUCUGUGGAAGUUUCCUACAACGCGGAGCAUAACUGCUUCCAACUGCUGCGAUGCAUGAACCACUACGAGUACCCCAGUCUCUUCGUGGAGAGUGCCCACGAGAGCGCCUUGAAUGAACUCAAAUACUUCGUGGAUGAGAAUCUCUACACCAAUAAGUACCUCAAUAUGUACACAAACGCUAUCCACACAGCCCUCUGUUUGUGGAAAAGCAACGGGGAAAAUAUUUCCCUGGACAGUAAGAAGCCCGAUGAGUGUGCUGCCAUCGAUGCAGAGAUCAGGGUGGAGGCAGUCAAGAACUUCAGCAUAACCGCGUGA